AUGAGGCAGAGGCUGCCUGACACUUUUAUGAAGAUGUUGGACGGUCAUCGGCCAAAGAAUGUGAAGCUGCAACAGGCCGGCAGCGGGAUUCGCAGGCAUUGGGACGUGGAGGUGGUGAUCAGGUACGGACACAUGUACCUGUGUCGUGGCUGGGAGCAGUUCUACCGUACCUAUGACCUGCGGCACGGGUACUUCCUUCUCUUCAGGUACGAUGGCAACGCCAUGCUCACUUUGAAGGUGUUCAACACGACUAUGUGUCGCAAUGGGAGCAGCAACAGCGACUCUGGCUACAGCCAAAGCAACAGUGACUCUGGCUGCAGCAAAAGCAGCAGCGAGGAUGAUCCGGAAUGGAGUGGGGAAGAAGAGGAGCAGAGUGGGGAUGAGGAGAACAGAGUCUUCAUCUUGUCCUUCAGCUUCUUGGCCCACGAGGGCUCAGAGGAGUGA
Aegilops tauschii subsp. strangulata is the source of this 444-nucleotide messenger RNA. The record is from RefSeq and is a predicted model, not a curated record. Lineage: Eukaryota; Viridiplantae; Streptophyta; Magnoliopsida; Poales; Poaceae.